AUGAAAAUAAUCAGGUUACUGUGGUUAUACAAAUUAAUAACAAUUAUUUCUUCAAUUUCAACAAAUGAUGAAUUAACUUGUCGUAACAUCAACAACAACACAACAAGAAUUUGUAAAAAAAAAAAUAUACUAAUAUCAGUUGAAGAAUUAUAUCCAUCACCAUAUUUAUUUAUAAUUGAUAAAAAAAUAACAUCAAUUGCACCAAAUGCAUUUAAAAAUUUAACAAUAUUUCAUUUAACUUUUAUAUUAUGCAAUGAUAAAUUAAAUAUAGAAAUAGAUUCAUGGAAUGGUUUACCAAUGUUAAAAUCACUUGAAAUAAAAUCAGGAAUAAUACCAAUGAUACCUGGUUUAUUUAAAUCACUUGAUGAAACAUUAAAUAAAUUAACAUUAAUCAUUAAUAGAGAUGAUCAAAGUCUCAUAACAACAACAUUAAAAGGUCUCAAAAAUUUACUACACCUUAAAAUAAUAAAAAGUAAUUUAACAAUAAUUAGCUCAGAUAUGUUAAAAUUUUAUCCAAUUGUUGUUGACAUUGAAUUUGCUGAUGAUAAUAUAACGUCAAUUGAAUUACAAGCAUUUAGCUCAUUUAAAUCUUUAAAACAUUUACGUUUAUCAUCAAAUAAAUUGAAAAAUAUUCAACCUGAUAAUAAUUUACUUGAUAAUUUAAUACCUGGAGUGUUUAAAGGGCUUGAUGAAUUAUCGCUAUUAUCAAUGACUUCAAAUAAUAUUAAAAAAAUAAAAAUUGGUAUUUUUAAUGAGUUGAAAAAUUUAACAUCAUUAAAUUUGGUAGGAAAUAACAUUGAUGAUAUUGAGCCUGGUUCAUUUGAAGGACUUGAUCUUGAUUGUCUUGAAUUGGAUAAUAAUAAUUUGACAAUUAUUAAAAGUGAUACAUUUCGUGGAUUGACAAGUAGAAUAAUAAGUUUAUCGAAAAAUAAUAAUUUGGUUAUUGAAGAUAAUGCAUUUAGAAAUUCAACAAUUAUGAUAUUAUUUCUUGAAAAUACAAAUGUUGUUGUGAACAAAGAAGCUUGGGAUUUAUCUGAAUCAACAUGGAUUAAUGUAUGAAAUUCUAAAAUUUACAUAAAAAAUAUCAACAAGUAUAGUGAAUAAAUAUUAAAAUUUAAUUUAAUUUAAUUUUUAUUAUUUUGUUAAUAUAAUGGUUGAUGAUUCUGUGCAAUGACUCUUUAUUAAUCACAAAAUAAACAUUAAAUAUAUUCAAAAAAAAUAUAUUUAGAAAAAAUCUUAUCUCAGCUGGUUUGA
Molecule: messenger RNA, 1254 nt
Organism: Aphidius gifuensis
Lineage: Eukaryota; Metazoa; Arthropoda; Insecta; Hymenoptera; Braconidae
Product: leucine-rich repeat-containing protein 15-like
Exons: 2
Coding region: 1-1059 (352 amino acids)
Cellular component (GO): extracellular matrix
Molecular function (GO): protein binding
Source: RefSeq, a predicted model, not a curated record